Molecule: messenger RNA, 1629 nt
Organism: Erigeron canadensis
Lineage: Eukaryota; Viridiplantae; Streptophyta; Magnoliopsida; Asterales; Asteraceae
Product: chaperone protein dnaJ 49
Exons: 3
Coding region: 260-1321 (353 amino acids)
Biological process (GO): cellular response to misfolded protein
Cellular component (GO): endoplasmic reticulum membrane
Molecular function (GO): Hsp70 protein binding
Source: RefSeq, a predicted model, not a curated record
AUCAAAUGAAAGUAUCAAACUUCCAUUGAUUUACUGUAGAUGAGUACACAACAUAUCAGUGGUAAAUAAACAAAACAAAAUCACUGCUUAUUUACCAAAAAAUAUUAAACAUUUAUUUAUUCAUAUUUGAAUGUGUAUAUCUAUUUAGCGGAGAUCUCAAAUUCCUUUCUUUCACCCGAGAUUUCCAUCCGUACAACAAGGUUGUGAAUUGCUCUUUGAGCAGUUGGUGUAUGGGUGGUUAUUUUUGCUGAGAUAUAUUAUGGAUGGGAAUAAGGACGAGGCGCAAAAAUGUGUCGCCAUUGCAAAAGAGGCGAUUGCAUCUGGAAACAAGGCACGUGCUAUCAAGUUUAUUGGUAUGGCACAGCGGCUGAAUCAUAAUCUAUCUCUGGAUGAUCUUUUGGCGGCGUGUAAAGAUCUUGAUGGUUCGAAUACCGUUCCGUCGAAUGGGAGGAAUCAUGUGGAAAGUAAGCCGGUUAAUGGUAAUCAGGUCAGGGGUUUGAAUGCGGAGCAGAGUUAUACGGAAGAGCAUAUUCAGUUGGUUCGGAAAAUUAAAAGGAAUACGGAUUAUUAUGAGAUUCUGGGUGUUGGUAAAAGUUGUUCGGUUGAGGAGGUUAAGAAGGCGUAUAGGAAGUUAUCGUUGAAAGUUCAUCCUGAUAAGAAUAAAGCUCCUGGUUCUGAAGAGGCGUUUAAGAAAGUUAGCAUGGCGUUUAAGUGUCUGAGCGAUGAAGGGUCGAGACGACAGUAUGAUCAGACGGGUAUGGUUGAGGGAGAUGAGUACAGUCAGCAGUAUAAUGUUAGGCGACGAAGAAGGAGAACGGGACAAAGUAUGUAUUAUGAAGAAGAUUUUGAUGCUGAUGAGAUCUUUAGAGCGUUUUUUGGUCAAACGCAAACUGAUAUGUUUCGUACGGCUCAUGUGUACAGAACCAGAAGGGCUGCAGGUGCUCAGGCAAGAGAGGAUACUGGUGGAGGAACAGGGCCUAACUUUAUGCUGCUUCUUCAGCUGUCACCGUUUUUGCUAAUCAUGUUGCUGGCCUGUCUUCCAUUCUCAGAGCCUGAAUAUUCAUUACAAAGGAACUACACUUAUCAGUUCUCACAGACAACGAAGGAAUAUGGAGUGGAUUUUUUUGUGAGAUCAUCCGAAUUUGAUCAGAAAUAUCCUGUUGGAACACCUGCAAGGAGUAAUAUUGAGAAUAAUGUCAUCAAAGAUUACAAAAAUAUGUUGUGGCGUUAUUGCCAUGUUGAACUCCAGAGGCGUUCGUGGAGCAGAAACUUGCCAACUCCCCACUGUGAUAAGCUUGAAAGCUUAGGAAUAGCGACAUAGGGUGAAGAGCAUAUUCAGAGUUGAUAGAUGGAAAAAUAUUUUUUCCAUUUCUCAAGAACUUCAGCACUUCAGCUGGCUGGUGCACUCUCGGAAGUUGGGUAAAUUUCAUAUUUUGUGUAGCAGUGUUUGCUCGGUCAUGCAUUUAACUGCAAGGUUUGAUUUAGCAUGGAUGUAGUAGCUUUUGUGUAAAGAUACUGUUGUUGAAGGUUAGAUUUAUACAUAAUAUAUUAUCAGAGAGGGUGUAAAAGUGUUCUGAAAAUAAAUGACCUCCAAUUAUCAGCUGAUAACGAGGAGGAAUGCUUUGAAUU